Drosophila kikkawai is the source of this 1098-nucleotide messenger RNA. RefSeq names its product Ribosomal protein L22-like (gene RpL22-like). NCBI's taxonomy places the organism in Eukaryota, Metazoa, Arthropoda, Insecta, Diptera, Drosophilidae. Gene Ontology annotation, cellular component: ribosome. The record is from RefSeq and is a predicted model, not a curated record. Gene Ontology annotation, biological process: cytoplasmic translation. Gene Ontology annotation, molecular function: RNA binding; structural constituent of ribosome.
CUAGUUCUCUUUUUGCUCAUUUCCGGUGCUUUCAGACGUGUGCUUUUCGAAACAAAAAUGAAGCCGCAGCCAUCCAAGAAUACUGAUGCGCCCAAGGGCAAAAAGAAGGCUACCGAAAAGCCAAAAACUGCCAAAGGUAAGGCGGCUACCACCACCAGCGCCGCCGCCGCGUCUGGCAAAUCACGUGUGGCAGCCGAUACGCCGGCACCACCACCACCACCGAUGAACUCCAAGAAGGUGGCUAAAGCUCCGGCUGUGGCCUUGAAGAGCCUGCCGAAGAAGGCGGAGGAGAAGACCGAAGAUGCGGUCAAGAAGGCAGCUGGAAAAGGCACUAAGAGACAGGCGGUGUCUUCAUCGGAAUCCUCCAGCAGCGUGGUGUCCAAGAAGCUACGAACCAAUGCUACAACUGAAGCUCAAAAAGGAAAGCCUGGUACAAAGGAGGCGACUCCAAUUGUUGCUAUUCCUGCUCCCCAAAAGAAGCUUCGCGUGCUGCCAAAGAAACCUUCAACGACCCUGGAAGCCGUAAAGGAGGAAGUGGAGGAGUUGGCUGCCCCCAAGGCUAAGAAGCCACGUGCCCCCAAACCGAUGCCCAAGCCCAAUUCAAAGAAAUCCCAGAAACUGCAGCUGCGCGGCAAGGGAGCUGCUGGCAAAAAGAAGGUCUGGCAACGCUUCGUUAUCGACUGCUCCUGCCUGGUGGAGGAUCUGUUGAUGGACCUGGUCGAUCUGGAGAAGUACAUGAAGAGUCACAUCAAGGUAAACAUGCGCAUCAACAACCUGGGCGACAUGGUGAACUUUGAGCGCCCCAAGUCCACCAUGCUGGUCAUCAACAGCUGCACGCACUUCUCGAAGCGCUACUUCAAGUAUCUGACCAAGCGAUACCUCAAGAAGAACAGCCUCCGCGACUGGGUGCGAAUGGUGUCCACCGCCAAGGAUACCUAUGCCAUGCUCUACUUCAAGAUCCAGAACAAGGACUCGGACGAUGACGACGAUGUGAUUGAUAUGAAGUAGUAAAGCCAGAAAAUUUAUGUAUUCCCGAUUGAAACAUGUUUCUCUUUUUUCAACUGAAGUUUUCCAAUAAAAACAAGGUUUUCAUAUUCA